Molecule: messenger RNA, 2019 nt
Organism: Naegleria fowleri
Lineage: Eukaryota; Heterolobosea; Eutetramitea; Acrasida; Naegleriidae
Exons: 1
Coding region: 1-2019 (672 amino acids)
Source: RefSeq, a predicted model, not a curated record
AUGGCUGUCAUUGAUCACUCAGCAUUAUUCAUCCAGGCUGAAAGUUCUGAAUCAUCAUCUUUCAGAAACGAAACGACGACAUCCUCUUCUUUUCCUGUCGUGAUGGACCAUUUCAUUUAUCCAGCACAAGAAUGUUUGAAUUUGGCUCCAGUGAACCAAUUCUAUUAUCCAUUUCUGUACACCUAUGAUACCAAAUAUUAUGAUUUUUGCAAGAUGAAUGAUCCACAAGCAGUACCUUCUGAAAUUUACAAAAGUGGAUUCAUAACUGUUGAAGAGAGUGACAAUUCCUCGUCUUCUUCUUCUUGUGUGAAUAUUCUGUGUUCGACCGAUACGAGAUGGGACUUGACCAAUCAAACUCAAUUAACUUUAUUGGGAGUUUUAUUUAAUCAUUGCUUGCAUUGUAAUAACUCGAAUUCUGAAUGGUUUCGACAAGUGUUGAGAAAUCACUCGUGUCCAACCUUUACAACCAGUGCCUCUUUGAUUAAUUCAUCACAAGAUGAGGACUUUGUGAGCAAAUUUACUGCCAUUUCGCAAUAUCAUUGCAAUCACGAAACAGCAGAUUCAACCACCAGCAGCAAUCCGCAGAGAAUGAGACAUUUAGGAUUAUUUGAUUACAAUAUUUUAACUUCUCAAUAUUUUCGAAAAACUUUUUUAGAUUACUCAAAGAACAAUAACCUAUUUAAUCAAACAGGAACUUUUGGAGAUGCAAAUGCAGCAUUGAAAUCUGUUUCACUUUCAACUCUUUUCAAUUUUUAUUUUCAUGACUUGUUUGACAAGAUGGAUUCAAAUGAAUUGCCAUCAGCACCUUUGAAUGUUCCAAUCAGUUGUUGGUGUAAUUAUGAAUCUGAGAAUGGAAAAUCAUUUGGAUUUCAAUGCAAUGACUUUUACCAAAAUUGGCAAAUCAUGUUUGCAUAUAGAAUUUCAACAGUGAUCUUUGCCGUUCUCUAUGCAGUGGUCACAUUGAUGUUAGUUCUAUUCAUCACCAUUCCAAAAACAUUUGAAAGAAUUGUCUCCUUCAAAAAACGAGCAGAUGUCUCAUUGGAAAGUUCAACCUUUAAGAAAAUGCUUCUCUUUGUAAGACACUACUUUGAUAUUGCCACACAACCUCCUCCAUUCUUUGCAGCUGCUGCCUUCUCUGGAUUUGUGGAAAAUUUCUUGAGAUGUCUCUUUAAUUACAAUGCGUUUUUGCCCAUGCUCAAAUCGGCAUAUUUUCCUGGAUUUUUCAGAGGUUUAGCAGCUAUUCUGAUUAUAUGUGGAUAUUCAAGCUUAGUGGUAUCGUGGAGUCAUGUCAUUGAUUUGUCAAAGCGAACCAUAGAGAAAAGGGGAAAAGGACUUUCAAAAUUUAACAUGACCAUUCUCUCCAUCUUUUAUUGUGCUGUGAUCGUCGUUGCCUUUAUCACCGUUGUUGUUUUUCUAUCUGUGAGAAAUUAUGCAGUGGCAUGGAUUGUAUUGACCUUUUCUGUCCUUAUUUAUUUGUUGACAUUUGUGGUUGGGUUUACCUUUUAUGGUGUGAAGAUUUUCUUCGCAUUGAGAGCUACAGCACAAGAAAAGAAAAACUUUAUGGAAUAUCGAUUCACGAAAUUCAUUCUCUUUGUGACAGGAAUCUUCUUUAUUGGAUGGUUCAUUUCACUUGGAAUGUUAGUGACCUAUGUCUUUGGCUAUGACGCUUUAAGCUUAUUUUUGGGUAUAUCUCGAAAUCAAUUCAUGGAUGCUGGAUUGAAUGCAGUUCUGAUUGUUUCUUCAUACAUUACUUUUAGUGAUACUUGUUUUGAAAUGACCUAUGGAAAGAAAGCCACACUCGUGUUGAAUCAUGUGCUCAGUUGUGGAAGUCGAAUCGUUCAAAAUCAUUUGAAACGAGACAGACACGAAUCAUCAUCAUCACAGGCACCACAGAAGGAAUCACCCACCAAUUUCAACCAAAGUGCUGUUGUUGUUGCUGUGGUCGUCGAUGAAAAUUCAUGUCUGAAGAAAGAAUCCUCCCAUUCCAAUUCGAUCGAGGAUAAACACCAAUUGGUGUGA